Molecule: messenger RNA, 5238 nt
Organism: Anopheles arabiensis
Lineage: Eukaryota; Metazoa; Arthropoda; Insecta; Diptera; Culicidae
Product: zinc finger matrin-type protein CG9776-like
Exons: 7
Coding region: 153-5057 (1634 amino acids)
Biological process (GO): negative regulation of DNA-templated transcription; positive regulation of DNA-templated transcription
Cellular component (GO): nucleoplasm
Molecular function (GO): zinc ion binding; nucleic acid binding
Source: RefSeq, a predicted model, not a curated record
UGUGUCUAUGCACCUUGAGCGCGCCGCCAAAUAGCACGCGAAGAAGAGAAAGAACGGUGCGGUGCGUACAAUUUGUGGCCAAGUCGUGUGGAAAAUAACACAUUUUAGGCGUGCAAAGUGUAUCUCUUCUAUGCUAGUCUUCGUUCGUAGCCAUGGAAAAACAGGACGACGACAAAAGCCGCAAAUCGCCGGUGGAAAAAGGUUCGAAGAAGAAAAGUGACCGCAAAUCACGCUCCCGGAGCCGAAGCCGUAGCGCCAGCCGCGCGGACAAGCGACGCAGCCAUUCGCGUAGCCCAAACUAUCGCCGGAGACAUGGCAGGCAGCGGUCCCGCAGCCCGCCAAUGUACCGGCCGCGACGUCGCUCGCCCGACCGUGGUCCACCCAUGCGCCGACACGGUCGACGAGGUCGGCGUAGCCGCUCGCCCGGCAUGGGUGGACGAGGCGGUGGUGGUGUUGGCGGCGGUGGCGGCGGCGUCGGUGGUGGAGGAAUGCAAAUGGGCAUGAUGGUCGGUGACCCGAGCGGUGCAUACAUGAUGCAGGGCACGAUGUAUGACCCUUCCUGCUACGGAGCCUACGCUAACAAUGGUGCCUAUAUGGGCGGGUACGGAGGGUAUGAUUAUGGCAUGGUGCAGGGCGGGUACGGUACCGCGACGAUGAUGGACCCGUCCCAGACGAUGAUGAUGGGCGGCGUAGCAACCGAGUGGGACCAUCCCGCACCCGUCCAGCCGGUUGUCCAGGAAACGGAGGAGGAAAAACGCAAGCGCGAAGCGGCCAUUACGUUCGAGCUACUGAAUCAGCGGGCAGCACUGAAAAAACAGCGCGACGAUUAUAAGCAGCGUGCAAAGGCGCUGAAGCGUGAACUGAAAACGCUGAAAGAGCAGCGAUCCGACCUUUGCUCCGGACGCGAACCGCCCUCACCAACGUCGAACGUUUUUAUCAAAGAAAAUGACAAACUGCAGUCUCAAAUACAGGACAAGAUCAAAACGAUCGAAAAUGUAAUCGACAUGCUGGAUGGUAUCAUAGCGAAGGACAGGACACCGUCGCCGCCGCCGAUGUUGCCUGGGACGACGAUGCCACCGCUGGCCACCAUUCCGGAUCCACCGGCUCCACCAUCGCCACCCAGUCCCGGGAACGAUGGCGGACGUGCACAUCGCAACCCAUCACGCUCUCCCGGCCCCGACGGUGGCGCGGAUCGUGACCGAACGGACUCACCUUCACCCGAGCGGCUGAAGAAUGAAGUCUUGGAGAGUAUGCAUGCUCGUGGAAAACGCAAACCGACGGACAAAAAACAAUCCGACCAUUCCGAGGGUAAAAAGAAAAAGUCCCCCUACAACUACGUUCACUACGAUCCGGAGGUGCACUGGUGUGGCACGUGUAACGUGUUCCCGAAAACGGCCAGAGAGUACCUGGCCCAUCUGCACUCGGAGCAGCACCGAAGCAGGACGGCCGUCGACGAGGGUUCGAGCGAAGAGCACAAGAAGAAAGCAGCACCAUGGCGUGGGCAGCUCGACACCGACGAUACGAUGGUUAAUCCGGACGCACCGUCCAAAAGGGCACCGAUACGGGGUUUACAAUUUUUCGUUCCAGCAACGGCCUGGUACUGCAAGCUGUGCAACUACUGGAUGGGGGAUCUGCAUUGCGCGUCCUGGCACUUAAAAUCGCAAACCCAUGCCGAUGCUUACGGAAAAUACAUUGAUGGCCAUAAAAACUACGAAACUGACUGGAUGGCAGAGCGGCAAACUGCGUUCGAAAAGUACGGAGCUUCUGCUGGCAAGGACGCACUAGCGGACGGUGACAUUCCGGCGCCGCCACCGCCACCGACCGCGGAAGAGCUUCGACUGGCAGCCUCGGGCGCUCCCCAGUCAAACGAUACGUUCGUCGGUGCCUCCUCCGCUUUCCAGAUUCUACCAAAGAACUCGCUCCAGGAGCACAAGGGCGGAGCACCGUUCGAGGUAUCGUCGCCGGCGCUUACGGCAAAGGACGAACCGCAACCAUCGAGCGCGUCGAAAAAGUCCAAAAAGAAGAAAUCGCGCAAGGAAGAACGGAAGGAAAAGAAGAAGAAGAAGCGAACAAAGAAGCGAAAGCGAGCAGCGGCCUCGUCCAGCUCGUCGUCGUCUAGCAGCAGCUCCGACUCGUCCGAUUCCGAGUCCGAUUCUGGGUCCGAUCGGGAAAGCAAGGCAAGCGAAAAGAAUGAAAACCCUAUACACGCAGCCAUGCGUAACAUUUUGAACGCGAAGGAGGUGAAUGCGCGCGAGGUAAUGGCUGCGGCCGCGGCUGUUGCUGCUGCCGCCGGUAAAUCCAGCGCGCCGAACGAACCGGGAGCAGCGGCAGCAGGUGCUGUCGGAGCAACGAAAGGUGAGCCAAGUUUAGGCAAAUGGACGGUGGUGCAUCCAGCGCAGGAAAGAAAAAUGGGUGCAUCGCUUGGAGCAGCAGCAUCGAUACCGGCAGCACCGUCGGCAUCGUCAGCGGGAACUACUUCAAACCUCGCUCCUUCGAACGCCUCCAGCCAGAGUGUGGACGACAGGAAGCGUAAUGUGCGUGAGGAGGAACGGGACCGAGACCGUGAAAAGGAUCGUGAUCGUGACCGUGACCGCGACCGAGACAGUAGACGUAGUGUCGAUCGGCGCGACCGAUGGGGUCGACGGGAUAGCCCGGAUCGGUACGGCGGACGUGACCGUGACCGUGACCGGGGCAGAAGAACCGAUUACCGCGACUAUCGUGAUCGGCGCGAUAGACGUCGCAGUCGUUCGAGGGGACGCCGUAGCCGCAGUGGAAGCGGCGGCCGAAGGUUCCGCCGUAGGUCGUAUUCGCGGUCGCGCACACCGCGUUCACGAUCCCGCAGCCGGUCCCGUACCAGCCGUGGUGGCAGCCGUCAUCGACAAAUCGAGAAAGCGGUUCCUAACUUCCCGCCCGAGCCGAAACCGACCAAAGCGGAGAAGAAGGCACCGAAGCCGUUUAGCCGCUCGGACGGUGGAAGUUCCACGAGUAAAAAGAGCAAAGCCUCAUCGAGCAGUGCAGGCAGCAAAGGAAGCUCUACCGAGAAGGGUAGCGCGCCCAAGAAGCUUCCCUUUAUUGGCCGCAUGCCUGUGUUUAAAAAGCAGCAGGCAGACAACGCGAAGAAGGAAGAAGCGGCAGCAGCUGCAGCUGUGGCGACAGUUCCCACGGCCGAGGAAAGCAAUGAGGCUGGGGCUGUGCUUGAGCAGCAAACCGAAAUGGUUCCCGCGCAGCUCCACGAGUCAAUGAUCGGUGGCUUUGCUUCGGAUAAUGCCACCGAAGCGGCGGCGGCAACGUUAGCCAUGAUGCAGGGCCAGGAGGGCGUGUACGAUCCGCAGCAAAUCGCACAAACCGCAGGAACCGACGCGUACCAGUAUGCGAAUCUCGAAAUGGGCGAAACGGUCACACCGCAAGACAUGGAUUUGGUCAGUGCGGAGGAGCAAAUGGGUGAGGCGGAGAUGGUGGUGGACCAGGGGGAGAGUAAUGCCGAAGACAGCUCGACGCUUGCCACCGACAGCGCCCUGCAGGAGGACCCGGAUGCGUACGUUUCGGCCGAUGGGCAAGUGCCGCUGCCGAAAGAUUUCCAAGAAGCGCUCGACAUCAUUUACGAUGGUGGCGACAAGCCGAAGCGUGCGGAUGUGAUUGCCAAGGAGGCAGCGGCGGCGGCAGCAGCUGCAGCAGCGGCAGCCAAGCCGCCAGAGAUGGUGCCGGACCCGCACGAGCAACCGGGUGCGAUGGUGCCGGGAAUGGUGAUGAUGAUGGACCACGAUCAGCCCCACAUGAUCGUGCCGGAAGCGAUCGACAUGUACAACCAGCAGUACGCACUACAGUAUGGUAUGCAUCCGGCCGAGUACAUGGCAGCGGCAGGGGCGGCAGCCGUUCAUGGCAUGAUGACAAUGGGGCACGGUGUCGUACCUUCCGAGAUGCAUUACGUGGAGGACGAGUCGCAGAACCAGCCGCUGGACAAUAUGAUGUACGGUGCAAUGCAUGCUGCCUCGAAUGCGGCCGCAAUGAUGCACCAUCAUCAGCAAAUGGUGGCCGCUGGUGCACUGGAUCCCAACGCGGCCGCUUACGCCAUGGCAAUGGCAGCCGGUGGUGGUUAUACGCCGGAGAUGAUGGCCAUGCAUCAUCAAGCAGCGGGUGGUGUUACGGAGGGUCAGCCAAUGAUGGAUCCGUCUGUGUCAGCAGCGUUGUAUGCUACUGAUGGUUCGGCGGCACAGGAAUCGGGCACCGUUGAAUCCACCACACAAGAAACUACUGGACAAGAACAACAGGAACAAAAAGAAGAAUAUGAACAGGGAGCGAUACAAGAACAAGAAAAGGAACAAGAACAGUCAUCUGAACAAGAAAAAGAACUUUCUCCAGAGCAUGAACAUGAGCAAGAAAGGGAAGACGUACAGGAAGAGAAAGCGGAACAGGAGUAUGAACAGGAGCAAGAUCGUCCUGUUGAAAAUUUCGAAUCAGAAUCGACACAACAAUUGGAGGACAGCGACACUCCACAGGACAACAUUGUUGAGGAAACGGAUAUGCCUAGCAGCGCCAAUGAAGAGUCAGUUGAGGCCGAACAGGUAGAGCAGGAACCAGUAGAAGAAGGCUAUGCUUACCUGGAGCAUGAGCAGCAAGAGGUAGAAGAAGGUUACUCCUAUCCCGAGCACGAACAGGAAGCAGUAGAAGAAGAGUACACGUACUCGGAACACGUGCAGCACGUGGUAGAGGAGGCCCCGGUUUCCGACAAUGAUGGCGAAGCAUGUGUAGUUAUGCCGGAAGGAGAAGAAGAAUACGUUGAAGAAUCGAUGCAAUCGAACGACAACUACGAGCAACCCGCUUCGGAGGAACCGUGUGAUGCAGAGGAGGAGGAGGAGGAGCAGGAGGUGGAGGAGGUGGUGUAUUCGAAUGAAAACUUCGAACAAAUGGGAUCCGACGAGAAUGGUGCAGCGCAGGAGCAACAGUACGAACAAGGUGGGCCGAUGCAGUCGACCCAAUCCUUGCUGGACAGUAUGAUGGCCGCUGCCAUGGGCGACUACAUAGAAGAGGAGGUGACCGAAGACCAGUCGCAAGAUUAGUAGUAGCGCAUGUUAUGAUAGCAUUCACACACACACAAUAGGAAAGCAAAUGUUGAACAGCAUCAACUUGAAUUGUUUAUACACCUUUUCAGUCAAUUUUAAACUUUGAUUUUGCACAUGCAGCUGCAUACGGUGUACAUGGGACAAAUGGUAAAUUUAAUAAAAAUACUGCUUACCUAAU